Messenger RNA from Aspergillus versicolor CBS 583.65, 1531 nucleotides. RefSeq lists its product as uncharacterized. NCBI's taxonomy places the organism in Eukaryota, Fungi, Ascomycota, Eurotiomycetes, Eurotiales, Aspergillaceae. The record is from RefSeq and is a predicted model, not a curated record. The coding region runs from base 98 to 1177 and encodes 359 amino acids. The transcript is spliced from 5 exons.
AGAGUCUGCUUUGUUGUCACUCAAGCGCGGUCAGGCGUGUUAAAAUGGCACGCUGGUCAUCAGAAUGACUCUUUCGACUCUUUGAGAUACCUGCACUAUGGACUCCAGCCUGGCGGACCUGCUAAACCCCCAGGGCGUUGCUACACAUCUAUCGGAGCGAGGGCUCAUCGCCGUCACUUGGACCGGCGCCGGUCUGGCAGCAGUCUUUACAGGCCUUCGUCUGGGGAUUCGUCUGACGCGACUGAAGCACCUGCUAGCAGACGAUUAUUGCAUUCUUCUGGCGCUGUUCUUCCUGGUAACCAACGCGGUGCUCCAGACCCUCCAGGCGCCGCAUCUCUAUCACAUCGCCUUGACGCCGUUGACCGGCGAUAUCGUACACCAUGUGAAUAUGUAUACCCGCUACGAGUUUGUCGUCAUUGGACUUUUCUGGUCGGUGCUCUGGGGCGUCAAAGCAGCAUUCCUGGCGCUGUUCUGGACGAUGACCGACAACCUGCCUCACUAUCGCCGCUGGUGGUGGGCCAUUGUGGCCUUCUGCUUUGGCUCUUAUGCUGGCUGCUGGCUGACCUCUGCCUUUACGUGCCAUCCACCGUCUGAUUACUUCAAAUUUGCCAAAUGUGCGAAACCGAUUGACCAGCAGGGGUCUGUCAUUGCCAUCUGCUACAGCACCGCCGUGGACAUCCUGACCGACCUGAUGAUCAUGGCCUUUGCACUGCGAAUGGUGUGGUCGACAACAAUCACCCCGAACCAGAAAGUUGGACUUGGGAUUGUCUUUUCCCUCGGGGCCUUCAUCAUUGCCUUUGCAAUCGUGCGCGCCAUCAACAUCACCGGCCGUGCCUACUCUGACCAGGCGGGACUUGCUGUCUGGAGCAUCGCCGAGUCCUCUAUCUCGGUGAUAGUCGGCUGUCUGCCCCCGUUCAAGACGUUCCUCUCGCGCAGCAACUCAACGUACGAGUCUCGAUAUCCUCCUGUCUACGGAGGAAGUGGUCUCUCUCGUCGGAAACGCUCAGUAACGCAGACGACAUCCUGGAGCGAGACACAGCUCGAGCAGGAGUACGAGCUGUCUUCACGCCAGGUUCUCGUUUCAGCAGGCAGGGAAGAGAGCCCAUCCAGACAGGGCGAGAUACUGGUUACCCAGGACUUUACGAUAUUGCGAGAGCAGCGACCAGGCAGGGAUUAAUCAAUAUUUAUGUAAGGAUUUAAUGAGAGACGCCGUGUGAAUACUAUAGAUAGCAUUCUAAUAGCAGCGACAUGGAUCGACAAGCAUGCAAGGGACUACUGGAUUGCAGUCCAAGCGCGCCUGAACGCCUCGUCGUGUCGAGUGCUGCGAUUUCGAACCUGAUAUCCAACGCGGAGCCCUAAAGAGCACACCAGGAAGCGUAGAACUGAGUAUCAACACCUGCGGAUUAACAGAGCUCACAAUUCCAAACACCCAUAGCAGACUGCAAUAGUAAUCGCUCCAGUAUCACUAACAACAUGCUGACCGGACAGGCCUCCGCCCAAAUCCAAACGACGCAAGGGGCGUCCAGGACUA